AGGAUUAAGAAAUUGGGGAAGGAAUUAAUGCGGGUUCAGGGAUAAAUUUGGGAUGGUGCCAAGGAGCACGGGGAAAGAGGGACCUGUAGGAUUGCAGUGGGAAUUUGUGCUGGAUAACAGAGAGAGGAAUAACCUGGGAUGGGGCCGGACAGGGAGCUUGAGGUGAAGUCCAGGGUGAGCUCGUGAAGGGCUGGGGAGAGGGACGAGGCAGGAAAUCGGCGCUGGAAGCGCAGGGACGUGACGCAGCCAUUGCCGAAAGAAAGUUCUGAGCAGGGAAAAGCUUCGGUGCCAAACCAGCACAUCUGGCCGGCUUCACUGAUGGGAAAGUCGAUCCCGGAGCCCCGGGAGGUGCUGCCUUCCCUCUGCCCCCCGCACGGGGAACGUGCCCACAGAGCUCUGCUCCCUCCUUACCCUGCUCCCCGCGCCGGGGCCGGAUCGAUGGCGCUUCCCGGGCGGCCGGAUCCUGCCGGGGCCGUGCCGGAGCGCGGCUCCCAGUUACCAUGGAUAUGGCUGCGGCUGCCUCUCCCCGGGAGGCCGUUCCCUUUAGGAGUUCAGUUCGAGUUUAGCGUGAGCUCAAAAGUUGUUUUUUUGUUGUUUUUCUCCAAAUCUCUCCCAGGUUUUGCUGCCAUGAUCCCGAGCCAGCACUGACUGCCACGGGAAUGGCCGAGAAGGGCCCCAGGUACAGCCUGGUGCGGGAGGUGGGGCGCGGCAGCUACGGCGUGGUCCACGAGGCCGUGGCCAACCUCACCGGGCGGCGCGUGGCCGUCGAGAGGAUGCACUGCCACGUGCCCGAGAACGCCGAGCUGGCCCUGCAGGAGCUGUGGGCGCCGCGCAGCGUCCGGCGGCGCCACCAGAACGUGCUCCAGCUGGAGGAGUGCGUCCUGCAGAGCGGCCCGCUGCUGGUGGAGACGUGCCGGAAGGGCCGGAGCUGCGCCGACCCGCGCUCCGCCUGCUGCCCGUGGUUCGUGACCGAGUUCUGCGAGGGCGGCACCGUGAACGAGUUCCUGCUGGCGCGCGGCCCCGACGCGCGGCUCAACCGCGGCUUCGUGCGGCAGCUCAGCGGCGCCGUGGCCUUCCUGCGCCGCAGCCGCAUCGUGCACCGCGACCUCAAGGCCGACAACGUCCUGGUGGCGCACGGCAGCGCCGGGCCUGUGGUCAAGGGAUCGAUUCCCGCCGGGAUCCGGAAACGUUGGAGGUGCCGAAGAGCUCCGGAAUUCUCCACCAGGAAAUCCACGGAAGCUCCCGCAUUUCUAUCCCUGUUUAAACGGACAAAAUCUUAUUUAUUUGUACAGUAACUCCCCAAAAAAUCUUAUUUUACCCCAAAUUUCGCUGGUUUUAUAUUUCUGUUCCUUAUCCGUGGGGAUGAACCUCAAGGAAUCUCGGCUUUAUCCGGGAGGAAUUUCUCCAGUCCCUCUUUUUGGUCCCUGCUCUUCCCAAAAACCCAAAAUCCCGGGAGAAACCACCUGGAAAUGGAAAUUUCCAGCCCUGGAUUCGCCCUUGGCGUAGAAUUUGGCUCGGGGGAGGUUUAAUUGGAGAUUUUC
Molecule: messenger RNA, 1541 nt
Organism: Prinia subflava (tawny-flanked prinia)
Lineage: Eukaryota; Metazoa; Chordata; Aves; Passeriformes; Cisticolidae
Product: serine/threonine-protein kinase PDIK1L-like
Biological process (GO): protein phosphorylation
Cellular component (GO): nucleus; cytoplasm
Molecular function (GO): ATP binding; protein kinase activity
Source: RefSeq, a predicted model, not a curated record